AUGGUCAAAAGGUCAAAUCCUCCAACGCCAAAAAAGAAAGUUCCAAAGGCUCCAAAGGCUCCAAAAGUCGUAAAACAAAGCAAUAAUUAUUGCAGAAGAUGUGAGCAAAAUGAUGAAUAUCUCGACGUCAUUAAUGAUCGAAUUGAAACAUUAGAAAGUUUGGUAAACAAGUUAACCAAUACGGAAAUAUACAAUAAUAAUAUAUCUAAACCUUUGUCCAAUAUUGGAAUAGAGAAUCUUGUUAAUUUAUCUAAUCAAAUUCAUAUCGAGCUAUUUCAAAGAUUUGAGAUGCACAAUCAAUUGCAAUUACAAACUCAGAUUGCAACUCCUAUAACUAAGUUAACACCGCCUCAAUCUAUUAAUCAGUGUUAA
Funneliformis geosporum is the source of this 372-nucleotide messenger RNA. The record is from the annotation of a GenBank genome assembly. NCBI's taxonomy places the organism in Eukaryota, Fungi, Glomeromycota, Glomeromycetes, Glomerales, Glomeraceae.